AUUUUCUGUUCUGAUAAAAUAAUGCAGCAACAUGUAGUCAAUUUAAGUCACCCACUUAUAUGCCUUGCCCUUAAGAAUGGUCAUUGCAUUUAGUGUUUUUUUUUCUGAAAUGAAGUGAAAGGAAAAAGGGCGUACUGUGUUCUCUAAGUGUUAUUAUAUAUUACAACAGUUCAGCAAGGUUUUCAAAUUUGCAGGCUGUUGCUGAGAAAACAGUGUGCAUGCUUAUGCCUGAUGUUUUAACAUCAACUUUGAUAGCAUUUGAGGGUAAGAGGUUGCAGUUAACUGGCAGGAAAUGCUAGAUAAGUGUUUUUGUGAUACUAUUAAGCUUUGUAUAAUCAGAAAUGAAAUGCUUGGGGGUGUUGGUGUCUCCAACCUCCCUGUUUUUCAUAACCAUUUUCUACUAUUUUGAUAAAGUACCUACUUUCCAACGUCUUGGAAAAUGCCAGCUGUAUUUUUUAUCCUGAAACAAUGAAAUAGGUACCCAAAUUUCAGCAUGAUCCCAGUAUAUUGUCUGCCUGUCAGAUGUAUGUUCCUGCUAUACUUAUGAAAAAACUUGCUAAAUAUUAUUGGCAGGCAUGAUGCCUACUGUCCAUUGCCAGUUGCCACCUGCCAGCAGGCAGCAUCUGUCAGUGAUAUGAGCUAUGCUGUGACACCCCUGUUGUGUUCCAGACAGAGCCCCCAGACACCAGUCACCAUGGUGCUGGCCGUGCAGCUGACCGGCUAUCUGGUGUCAGUGUGUCUCAGCUUUGUGGUGCUGGUGCCUAUGCUACUCAACUUCAAGGACUUUAGAUACAAAUGUCUGCUGUUCACUGCCGGUGACUUCCGCGAGCAGGAUGGCCAGUUUGUGCCGCAGUGGGCGUCCAACAUCUACUGCUACUACGUCAUCUUCAUGUCGGCCACGCUGACGCUCAUCUGCGUGCUGCAGGCCGUGCGCACCAUGCUGUUCCUCCGCCACGACACGGACACGUCAUUCUCGGGGGCGUUUGUUGAGAUGAUAGUGUGCAUUUUCACGACGCUCGCCUCCCUGGUGGCUGCCCUGUUCGUCACACUGGGCUACGAGGUGUGGUGCGACAACAUCACGAAACGAUUCGCCACGUGUUCUGAUGCCACCCAGAAUCAGAUAGACGUGGCCGAUAACAUCGACACGGCCAACUUCUACCUGGAGAUCGGCAUGGCACAGUUCGGCGCCUGGUGCCUCUGGUCGGCAUCGGUGGGACUCUGCGUAUGCGCCGUCCUCAAGAUGUGCAAGUUCCAUCAGGACGAGAACAUCCGACUGAGCAUGGCUCACGAGCGUGAGCGACAGCGGAUCAUCCGCGGCGGGCGCACCACCUCCCGGUACGGGCCCAUGGUCGAGACGGCCGACGCUGGUGACGCCUAGCGGCGCCGCGGCGAACUACCGGUGGUCGGACCGAGAACAAACGGUGGGUGGCGCUGCGGUGGUCGGCCGUCCCGCUUUGAGCCGUGAGUGCCAUGUCAGCACGAUGUGAAGUGUUCUUUCCGAAAGUAUUUACGAUACGUUCAACUACGGGCUGGCUCGUUUCGCUACGUUCUCAAACCAGUUCAGCUGCUGCGUUGUCUGGGGAAACCGUUUAGCAACAUUUGAAGAACCGGCGUUCUGGCUGACUUAUUUGAAAUUUCAGUUCAUUUCAGCGUAGUGUAGAGUUCGUAGCCGCAACGGGGCUGGGCGUUCUCUCAGAGUCGGUACCUGAGCGCCCUGUCGUGUACUGUGCCGAUGUCGCCGGCCUCAUCUCGCUUCCGUGCGUCUCCUCGUCUCUCCUUGUGGGCCGUGUCUGCACUGUAGUAGUGUCGGCUCGUGUUUUCCCUGCGGUCAGACCGUCUCUAGGUGUCCGCCGGUCCCCAGUGGCGCCUUUCCUGUGUUCGGACGGCCGAUCGAAGACCGGGCUGGCUCGCUUCUGUUGUGGUCAGUGCGGUAUAUCGACCAGGGACUAUCGGGACGGCGGUGGGGUGUUUUGUACGUUUGCUGCGAAUUAUGAGUAGGUGCAGUCAAGCCCAAGGCUUCACGAUAUUGGGUACAGUGUAGCAAAUUGUUUAACAAUGUUUGUCUGCCUGUGCGUCGAUGCACUGCGCAGCUGUUGCAUGCAUAUAUUGUAUAUUGUAAUGUAUAUUUCGCCAGUCUGAUCUUGGCGACGCGUGUCAAUAGUAUGGCUAUAUAGUAGCAAUAGGUCCAUUAUUUAUUAAUACGGGAAUGGCACCUCCAUCCAUAGGCUGUUGAUGACACCGUUUGUGUGUGUGGUUUGUCGGUAAAUGGUGGAAUUUCACCAAUCGCCGAUAAUCAUUUUCUUCGGCUAGGCUAUGUAAUGUAUAACGCCAUUCGUGCAAAGAGUCCAUAACAUACAAUAUAACUUAUGUGUAAA
This is a messenger RNA of Amphibalanus amphitrite, 2375 nucleotides long. Its product is annotated as transmembrane protein 179-like. The coding region runs from base 635 to 1378 and encodes 247 amino acids. NCBI's taxonomy places the organism in Eukaryota, Metazoa, Arthropoda, Thecostraca, Balanomorpha, Balanidae. The record is from RefSeq and is a predicted model, not a curated record. The transcript has 5 exons.